AUGAGCAGGGGCUGGAUUGUCUUUUGUUUGCAGAUCUACGGCGUGCUCACGGCCGUGCUGCAGUUCCUCGUGCCGUUCGUCAUCAUCGCCUUCUGCUACGUGCGCGUGUCGCUCAAGCUGCGCGACCGCGCGCGCCUCAAGCCGGGCUGCAAGUCGAGCCGCAAGGAGGAGGCGGACCGCGAGCGCAAGCGCCGCACCAACCGCAUGCUCAUCGCCAUGGUCACCGUCUUCGGCAUCUCCUGGAUGCCGCUCAACGUCAUCAACCUCCUCAACGACGUGUACAUCCCGACGGGCAACUGGCGCUACUACUACCUCAGCUUCUUCAUGGUGCACGCGCUCGCCAUGUCGUCCACCUGCUACAACCCCUUCCUCUACGCCUGGCUCAACGACAACUUCCGCAAGGAGUUCAAGCAG
Messenger RNA from Frankliniella occidentalis (western flower thrips), 414 nucleotides. Its product is annotated as prolactin-releasing peptide receptor-like. The record is from RefSeq and is a predicted model, not a curated record. The transcript has a single exon. Gene Ontology annotation, cellular component: plasma membrane; neuron projection. Gene Ontology annotation, biological process: G protein-coupled receptor signaling pathway. NCBI's taxonomy places the organism in Eukaryota, Metazoa, Arthropoda, Insecta, Thysanoptera, Thripidae. The annotation marks the transcript as partial. Gene Ontology annotation, molecular function: neuropeptide binding; neuropeptide receptor activity.